AUGCCAACACAAGGCAUUGUCGACACCAAUUUCUGUCCUUGUACUGUUUGUUUGCGUGUCUUUGUCUGGAAAGUCCUCAGUGGUCAAAGAGAGAUUAUUCUAUUGCACCCAUGCCUCAGAAAGAAGAACGAUGUCAAGUGGCCGCGCGGACCAAGUGUUUUGUUGGCAUGCUGUUGGUAUGAGAAGGGCGACGCAUCACUGUCAGAACAAUGCCUUGUUCAAUCAGCAUGA
Molecule: messenger RNA, 231 nt
Organism: Colletotrichum abscissum
Lineage: Eukaryota; Fungi; Ascomycota; Sordariomycetes; Glomerellales; Glomerellaceae
Exons: 1
Coding region: 1-231 (76 amino acids)
Source: RefSeq, a predicted model, not a curated record